Messenger RNA from Trichoderma aggressivum f. europaeum, 423 nucleotides. RefSeq lists its product as uncharacterized. The record is from RefSeq and is a predicted model, not a curated record. The transcript has 2 exons. NCBI's taxonomy places the organism in Eukaryota, Fungi, Ascomycota, Sordariomycetes, Hypocreales, Hypocreaceae. Bases 1 to 423 code for a protein of 140 amino acids.
AUGUUUCAACCUACCGCUCUUCUGCUCGCGGCUGCUGCCCUCUUCAUUCCUAGCGUUUUAGCCGGCGAGGGAGUUCACCUUGCCAACUGUGGCAACGAUGUUGGCACGCCAAUUACCAGUGUCAUUGUCUACUACCCAGAUGACUCUCAGUCCACCGGCGAGCCGCUUUCGCAGAACAUUGCCUUUGCCACCAACCCUGAGCGUCUGGUGACCUGGGAGGGAAACUCUUAUACCGCGAGCUUCUCAAGCGGAAACACUUUUACCACUCACAUCAAUUCUGGAAGCUUUAGCGUUGGCCAGUAUGCGGGAACUGGAAACAACCAGCAGAGAUCGUUUGCUUGCUUCAGAGACAACAACAGGCAGCUGUGGCGAGCUACAGGUGCUUACGCUUGCUUCAGCAUCUACUAUUGCCUCGACGCAUAA